CAAUAUAAUAUAUUGCUUUUCACACCCUUCUCUAAAUUAGUUCUGAGAUCUUCAUGGAGAAGAAAGUCACCUUCAAAAUUGUGCUUAUUAUUUUGGUUCUUUCCUAUGCAUAUGUUGCUGCUGUACCUUCAACUAGGCUCUCCAUGACCAAAGAGAUGGAUAUUGAUCUUCAGGUUAAGGAGGAUUUGGUUAUGGACUUAGGCUAUAAUAAUGAGAAGCUCUUUGACAUGAAGGAUGAGUUUGAAGAAGGAAGAAUGAUGAUGGAUAUUUCAGAUUAUCCUGGCACAGGACCAAAUCAUCGUCAUGACCCAAAACCUCCUGGAAAAGCAUGAAUACUUAAAUUUCCACCUUUUUGAAAAUGAAGGACUGUAAUAGUUUUGAUUGCCCUAGUUUGCUAUU
This is a messenger RNA of Vicia villosa (hairy vetch), 399 nucleotides long. RefSeq lists its product as uncharacterized. NCBI's taxonomy places the organism in Eukaryota, Viridiplantae, Streptophyta, Magnoliopsida, Fabales, Fabaceae. The record is from RefSeq and is a predicted model, not a curated record. Bases 54 to 332 code for a protein of 92 amino acids. The transcript is spliced from 4 exons.